AUGUUAGAUGCUCAUUCAUCAUCCGAAUAUAUUUUGACACUUAAAGAUCGUAAAGGAUUUGUUAAACUCGGUCUUGCUCAUGGUGCUAGUCUUGUUCCUGUAUUUUCUUUUGGCGAAAAUCAUAUCUACGAACAAUUAGCUAAUCCACGCGGAUCAAAACUACGCAACUUUCAGCUACUGUUGUACAAGAUAACAGGUAAUACAAUGCCGCUCUUCAGAGGCUGUGGCCUAUUCCAAAAGUAUUUCGGCUUUAUACCCAAACGCCGGCCGAUUGAUUCCUAUGUUGGUGAACCUAUAGAAUUACCAAAGUUGUCGCCAGAGCAAAUAACUGAUGAAAUUGUCGAUCAGUAUCAAAAACAAUACAUGGAUUCAUUGACACAUCUAUUCAAUACACACAAAGAAAAGCACGGCGAUGAAGACUCAACAAUCAAAUACAUUAAUUCUUAUGAUCACUAG
This is a messenger RNA of Rotaria socialis, 456 nucleotides long. Lineage: Eukaryota; Metazoa; Rotifera; Eurotatoria; Philodinida; Philodinidae. The record is from the annotation of a GenBank genome assembly.